GAAUCAAAACUUGGGAAGAGGCUAGAUUUUACGCUUUAAGUCGUAAAUUUAGUCCAUUUAGUAAUGAAAAUAAAAUAUUUGUUCUUCAGUUCACGGUCAAGCAUGAACAAAAUAUCGACUGUGGUGGAGGUUACAUCAAAGUUUUUGAUUGUUCUUUAAAUCAAGUGGAUAUGCACGGAGAUAGCCCUUACCUUAUGAUGUUUGGACCCGACAUUUGUGGACCAGGAACGAAAAAAGUUCACGUUAUUUUUAAUUACAAAGGAAAAAACCAUUCAAUCAAAAAAGAUAUACGUUGCAAAGAUGAUGUAUUCACACAUUUAUAUACUCUCAUCAUAAGACCAGAUCACACUUAUGAGGUAUUAAUUGAUAAAGAAAGAAUUGAGUAUGGUCAGCUUGAAGAUGAUUGGGAUUUUCUUCCUCCCAAAAAAAUUAAAGAUCCGUCUAAGUCAAAACCGGAUGAUUGGGAUGAUAGACCUACUAUUCCAGAUCCAAAUGACAAAAAACCUGAAGACUGGGACAAACCUGAACAUAUUCCUGAUCCAGAUGCUUCAAAACCAGAAGAUUGGGAAGAUGAAAUGGAUGGAGAGUGGGAAGCUCCUGUUAUAGAUAAUCCGGAAUACAAGGGUACGUGGAAGCCAAGACAAAUUGAUAAUCCUGCCUAUAAGGGACCAUGGGAAUACCCCGAAAUUGACAAUCCCGAUUAUGCACCUGAUUCUAAAUUAUAUGUCAAAACCGAAAUUUGUGCGGUAGGAUUUGACUUGUGGCAAGUAAAAAAUGGAACCAUUUUCGAUAAUAUUUUGUUAACUGAUGAUCCCGAUUAUGCUUCUCAGAAAGGAGAUGAAAUUUGGAAACUAAGAAUUGAAGGAGAGAAAAAAAUGAAAAAAGAGCAAGAUGAUCAAGAGACGUUAAACAAAGAAACAAAAACUGCAGAUAGCGAAAAAGCUCAAGAUGAUGAAGAUGAAGAUGAAGGAACUUCGGACUCAGAGGAUCAUGAUGAGCUUUGAGUGAAUAGAAAAAUAAACACUUUCCACUAACGAUUCAGGAGUCCAAUUAAUGAACCACAGAUUAAAAAAUGCAUACUUGGAGAAAGUGACACCAUUGUUAUCAGUAAUUACGCAUAGAGUUCUUCCAUAAAGUUGUAUUCACUAAUUAUUAAAAAUGUACAGUAUGGUUAGCUUUUAUAAUUUUAUGACAAGACUGUAUUACAGAGUAUCGCUUUUGUAAUUUUUAUUGUAAUUUUUCUGUUCCUUUUAUACUUUGUUUACACUUCAUACGUAUAGUGUAAAUAACCAAAUAAAAUUGACAACUUUUUUUUUUAA
Messenger RNA from Copidosoma floridanum, 1319 nucleotides. RefSeq names its product calreticulin (gene Calr). Gene Ontology annotation, cellular component: endoplasmic reticulum; endoplasmic reticulum membrane. The record is from RefSeq and is a predicted model, not a curated record. Lineage: Eukaryota; Metazoa; Arthropoda; Insecta; Hymenoptera; Encyrtidae. Gene Ontology annotation, molecular function: calcium ion binding. Gene Ontology annotation, biological process: ERAD pathway; protein folding.